Echinops telfairi (small Madagascar hedgehog) is the source of this 1289-nucleotide messenger RNA. RefSeq names its product DNA damage inducible 1 homolog 1 (gene DDI1). Lineage: Eukaryota; Metazoa; Chordata; Mammalia; Afrosoricida; Tenrecidae. Gene Ontology annotation, molecular function: aspartic-type endopeptidase activity; protein binding. Gene Ontology annotation, biological process: proteolysis. The record is from RefSeq and is a predicted model, not a curated record. The transcript has a single exon. Bases 1 to 1173 code for a protein of 390 amino acids.
AUGCUGAUCACUGUGUACUGUGUGCGGAGGGACCUCUCCGAAGUCACCUUCUCUCUCCAAGUCAGUCCUGAUUUUGAGCUUUAUAACUUCCGGGUACUUUGUGAACUUGAGUCUGGCAUUCCUUUGGAAGAGACUCAAAUAAUCUACUCAGAGCGACUCCUUGCUGAUGACCAUUGUUCCUUGGGGUCCUAUGGCCUCAAAGAUGGUGAUGUUGUAGUCUUACUUCAGAAGGAGAAUACAGGGUCUCGACCUCCAGGCCGAACAGCGAGCCAGCCUCAGAUAGAUUUAAGUGGGGCAGCCAUACCUGGAACAUCCAGCUCCCGCCAACAGCAAUACCAUCACCAGCAACGUGCACACAUAGCUCAUCAGGCCCGCUUGGCUUCUGGAGAGAAGAUGGCAUCUUCUCAAGGUCUGGACAGUCCAGCCUUGAUCCGAAGCAUGCUGCUUUCCAAUCCCCAUGAUCUGUCCCUGCUGAAGGAGCGCAACCCGCGCUUGGCAGAAGCUCUGCUCAGUGGAAAUCUUGAGACCUUUUCUCAGGUCCUGAUGGAACAGCAAAGGGAGAGGGCCCUGAAAGAGCAAGAGAGGAUUCGCCUCUAUGCUGCUGACCCAUUUGAUCUGGAAGCUCAGGCCAAAAUCGAAGAAGAAAUUCGGCAGCAGAACAUCGAGGAAAACAUGAACAUCGCUAUGGAAGAAGCACCUGAAAGUUUUGGACAAGUUGCCAUGCUUUAUAUUAACUGCAAAGUGAAUGGGUAUCCUUUGAAGGCUUUUGUUGACUCGGGAGCACAGAUGACAAUAAUGAGCCAAGCUUGUGCGGAGAAAUGUAACAUCAUAAGGCUGGUCGACCGACGCUGGGCUGGGAUUGCUAAAGGAGUGGGCACCCAGAGAAUUAUUGGCCGCAUUCAUCUAGCUCAGAUUCAGAUCGAAGGUGAUUUCUUACAAUGCUCUUUCUGUAUAUUGGAGGAGCAGCCCAUGGAUAUGCUACUAGGACUAGAUAUGCUUAGAAGACAUCAGUGUUCCAUUGACUUAAAGAGAAACGUCCUGGUGAUUGGCACCACUGGCACGCAGACUUUCUUUCUUCCGGAGGGAGAUUUACCCUCGUGUGCUAAGUUAGUAAGUAGUUCUGGGCAUGAUGAGUCUUCAAACAAGGAAGUAGCAGAUUGUUUUAAACACUAGGUCCUAGAUUAAGGGUAGAAAAAGCAUUGAAGCAGUUUGUGAAUGUAUCACCGCUCUCCAGGUCCCAGAAGAAGUGAGCUCACUGGCAAUCUAAUCAUUAAAAACAUCAGUAACAA